CCAACAACUCACACCAUGAAGGAGGAGAAUUUCUUACGGCGCAGGUUUUCCCUCUGUCCACCUUCCUCCACCCCUCAGAAAAUCGAUCCUCGGAAACUGACCAGGAACCUGUUCUUUAGCGGAGACCAUGAAAUCUACCCUCUCAGUCCAGGGAAAGAUGUGGAAGCCAGCAAUGGCGUUUCCCUGAUGAAAGAUGAAGUGCCUCAGACGCCCGUCUCCAUGCCCAAAUCCCUGCAGACUAAUGACUACAGAUUUUGCAAUGGAUCUGACAGGGAAUCCUUGUCACCAACAGCCAAAGUCAUCAAGAAAGAGACUCUCAAGGUCCAAAAGAGGAACUAUCGGCAGGAGAAGAAACGGGCCACCCAGCAGCUCUUCAGUGCCCUGAAGGACCCUGGUGUGGUCAUCAUGGCGGACUGGCUAAAGAUCCGGGGGACCCUGAAGAGCUGGACCAAGCUGUGGUGCAUCCUGAAGCCGGGCGUGCUCCUGGUCUACAAGACGCCCAAAGUGGGCCAAUGGGUGGGCACCAUUCUCCUCCACUCCUGCGAGCUCAUCGAGCGGCCCUCCAAGAAGGACGGCUUCUGCUUUAAGCUCUUCCACCCCCUGGACCAGUCCAUCUGGGCCAUGAAGGGCCCAAAAGGCGAGAACGUGGGCUCCAUCACCCAGCCCCUCCCCAGCAGCUACUUGAUCUUCAGAGCACCCUCAGAGUCUGACGGCCGCUGCUGGCUCGAUGCCUUGGAGCUGGCUCUGCGCUGCUCGAGCCUCUUCCGGCUCAGCACCUCCAAACAGGGGAAGGACGGAGAACUGGCUGGCCAACUGGACUCUCUCCAUAUGCCCCUGGAUGGGCUGCUGCACGGUGGUACCAUCUCAGACCAGGAUCUCUUCCACCUGAACGAGGGCUCCCUGGAGAACCAUCAGCUGGAGCACGACGCCUUCUCAGACAGGUCGGAGAAAGACACCAUCGAGGAGUCGGAGAACGACACCCGGGACAACAGCCGCAAGACCAACGACAGCGAGAGCGACCAGUCCGAGACCCCCGGCGAGCUCGGCCAGGAGAAGAAGGGCACGACGUACAUCGAGCAAAUCUACGAAGAGUUUGGGGAGACGGGAGAAUCGUCCCAGACCGAGACCGUGUCGGACGAAAACAAGAGCCUGAUCUGGAUCCUCCUGAAGCAGCUGCGGCCGGGGAUGGACCUGUCUCGAGUGGUGCUGCCCACCUUCAUCCUGGAGCCCCGCUCCUUCCUGAACAAGCUCUCCGAUUACUACUACCACGCAGACCUGCUGUCCCAAGCCGUCCUGGAAGAAGAUCCCUUCAGUCGUAUGAAGCAAGUCGUGAGGUGGUAUCUGUCCGGCUUCUACAAGAAACCAAAGGGAAUCAAGAAGCCCUACAAUCCCAUCCUAGGAGAGACCUUCCGCUGCUGCUGGUAUCACCCACAGACCAACAGCCACACCUUCUACAUCGCCGAACAGGUCUCCCACCAUCCCCCCGUGUCUGCUUUCCACGUCAGCAAUAGGAAGGACGGCUUCUGCAUCACCGGGAGCAUCCUGGCCAAAUCUAAAUUCUAUGGAAAUUCUCUUUCUGCCUUACUUGAGGGCAAAGCCACGCUGACAUUCCUAAGCAGAGGCGAAGAAUACAUAAUCACGAUGCCCUACGCACACUGCAAAGGAAUUCUGUACGGCACCAUGACCAUGGAGCUCGGGGGGAAGGUGACCAUCGAGUGUGAGAAGAACAACUACCAAGCAGAACUGGAGUUUAAGCUCAAACCCUUCUUCGGAGGCAGCUCCGGCCUUAACCAAAUCUCCGGCAAGAUUAAGUCGGGAGAAGACGUAGUAGCCAGCCUCGAGGGACACUGGGACCGGGAGGUGUACAUCAGCGACCCAAAGAACAGCAGCCCUGACGUCUUCUGGAACCCAACGGCAGAGAUCCGCAGGCAGAGGCUGAAGCGCCACAUCGUGCUGUUCGAGGAGCAAACGGAGCUGGAGUCGGAGAGACUGUGGCAGCACGUGACGAGCGCCAUCAACAAGGGCGACCAGCUGAAGGCGACGCAGGAGAAGUUCGUGCUGGAGGAGGAGCAGCGGCGACGGGCCCGGGAGAGGCAGGAGGCCCUGCUCGACUGGAAGCCGCGGCUCUUCCUGCAGGACCCCGGCUCGCACGAAUGGCGCUACAGACACGAGGACCUCCGGCCUUGGGACCCUUUAUCGGACAUCGCCCAGUUUGAGCAGGACGGCAGACUGCAGACGAUGGGACGGCGCGCGCCUCUGAGGCUGACCGCUCACCCGGCCGUGUUCAGCAGCCAAGCGGCCCGGCACAAGAGGUCGGGAAAAGACUGCCGGCACCGAAAAGCCAGUGACCAGCCCUCCAACCACAGCCAGAAUACGGAGAGUAGUUGUUCCACCCCAGAGUCUGUGCAGGACCUGUCCGACGAUGAAGGGGAUGCAGAUUGUGAAAGCUCCUGUGCCCGAUGUGGGAAGGAGAGCCAGCAUCUGAAGGACAUUCAUACCGCAGUGCUGUCCCUACAGAAGGCCCAACAGGACAUACACAGGAACCUCACGGCCCUAAACAAAAAGUCUUUGUGCAGGCGGACGCCAGGAAGCUUUCUCCAAACCUCACGCUGCUGGUUUCUACUCUGCGUGUUUCUGACGUGUCAGCUGUUCAUUAACUAUGUCUUGAAAUAAAAGCACUCUAGGGGCAGCAGCCCAUGAGCCUCCCACUGCCCCCACCCCCAGGAGCCCUCCAGGGAAGGCCAAGCAGCCAGGCCUGAGGCCCUGGGCACCACUCGUGGCCAGCUGCUGCCCUUCUGAGUGGGCACAGCUUCAGGACCUUAUUACCCAUGUGGGCCUUAAUCGCUGAAGCCAAAUGUAGCUUAUUUGUGCACUUUGUUUCCUAAGGUGGCUUGUCCUCAUCCAUCCACCCAUCCAUCCAUCUAUUCACUUUUCCGUCCGUCCAUCCAUCCGUCCACCCAUUGCAUGUGAUUAGCUCCCAAGCACUACUGCUGUCCAGCCUCGGCGUACAUGGCCUGUUGCCAGGCUCCAGCCAGAACUUGGGGCAGCGGAGAGGAGGGAAGGAAAGAGGGACAGUAGAAGGCCUGGCACGAGGGUGGCCCCAAGGCUGAAUGCGUCCUGCCAGCCAUUCUUUCCUCCAUCCUUUCUCCAUUCAUGAGGGAUAACCAUUUCAGGAAAUGCAGGGGUGCCUCAGGUCCAGCCAGCUGCUGUAGAUCUUUUAAGCAUAGUGAAGGUGAUGCCCAGGGCAUCCCUUGGCAGGAAACCAAGACUUGAGACCCCAGAUGGAGAAGAGGCUCCAAGCUGGCAUCCAAGCUCAGGGUUAGUCUGUCUCGUCAAGACUCGAGCUCUGAUGCCUGCCCAUUUGGGCACGAGUGGCCGGUGGAUGGGCAGAUCCUCAGGCUGGAGGGUCAUGGAGUCACAGGAGGGUGGCCACCACUUUCUACCCCCUAAGAAUUGUGUUUUCUAUCAUUUAACAAAAAUGAGUGGCUAUUCCUGUGUUCUGUAGAGGGCACUGUUUUGCGUGCCCUUGCUCAGGCCGAGGGGCAAGCCUUGCUAGGAGGGGAAGGAGGGGGUGGGGUGGGGUGUGAGUGUGAGCACUUGCGAGUGAGCCAGUGUGUCUGUGUCUGUCUGUCCAUCCGCACGCAUACUUGCUCAGCCCCAGCAGUCCUCGGUGGUGCCCGUCCCCAGGCCAGCCUGCCUCACCCUCAAUUAAGACUGUUGGCAUUUCACGUCUGUCCUGCGUCUCCUGCCUUUGGGGAAACUCGUUUCUGCUUGAUAACAGUGAAAUAAAAUGACCUACCACCUUC
This is a messenger RNA of Gracilinanus agilis (Agile Gracile Mouse Opossum), 3806 nucleotides long. RefSeq names its product oxysterol binding protein like 5 (gene OSBPL5). Gene Ontology annotation, molecular function: sterol binding. Gene Ontology annotation, biological process: phospholipid transport. The transcript has 21 exons. Gene Ontology annotation, cellular component: cytosol; intracellular membrane-bounded organelle; membrane. Lineage: Eukaryota; Metazoa; Chordata; Mammalia; Didelphimorphia; Didelphidae. Bases 16 to 2673 code for a protein of 885 amino acids. The record is from RefSeq and is a predicted model, not a curated record.